ACAGCAUUUACCACUUUAACAUUGUCAGACCUCAGAAACCCCAAUAACUCUCUCUUCUCAAAACAAAGAACACUGACUCCAAUCAGCUUUUCUCGAACCAAAUCUAAUCCAACCCAAGUUGGAAAAAUUAAAAACAAAAAAACAAAAACAAAAAAAAGUAGAGAAACCGAAAAGGACAUUGACGUCAGCUUGACAUCAUCGUCAUCACCAUUCAUCUUCCUUCUGGACACUACUAGUUAGUGUACUGUAGUACAUCAGCAAAACAACAGAGCUCUGGGCUGAAAGAAGAACAGAUUUGGAAGGGAAGAGGGAGGAGGAAACCGUAAAUGGUGGCGCAAAAGAAGGGGACUAAAAUGCUCCAUCUUUGUAUAUCAUCAGCUCUGGAUUUUACUACUACUACUAAUACUUCUACUCUAUAAACUAUCAAUGGUCUUAAUUUCUCCCUUCAUUUCAGGCCCAUUGUUUCCCUCUUUCUCUUUUCCAAAUUGCCUUUUUUCUGAUCUUUUUUCCCCCAUCCAGCUUUCCUGCGUUUUGUGUCAUUUGUUAUGUACGAUUUUUGUCCUCCUCUGAUUUAAUUUUGGUCAUUGUCAUUUUUCAAUUAUUUUCGGUUUUGUUUUGAUUUGGUUCAGAUCUAUCAAGUAUCAACUUUGGUUGUCUUAGGUUAGGUUUUGAUCCUCUUCUCUCCUUUUUUUCUUUUUUUUUUUUUUCCUUUCCUCUGCAAGAGGAGAGAAAGAAUUCUCUCUCUCUCCUCGCCUCAGAUUAUAACAUACAUUUUGUUGAUUUAUCAAAAUUGUUAUCUCAUUCUUCUUCUAAUGUGUGUCAUUAGGUAGUAGUUAUUCUUUCUUUUCUUUUCUUUUUUCUGGAAGGGGUUGAAUUGAGGGGAAUUGUGUUGGGUUGAGGGUAAAAAUCUGUUCUUUCUGGAAAAGUCCCCCAAUUUUUAUUAGCUAUACCAAAAAAUGAGCUGCUUUUCUUGCAUGAGUCCUCGCCGCAAGGAUGUUAGGGACUAUGAUGAAGACAUGGCCCCUCGAUCUGCUGAUUCUGCUAAGGGUAAGGCUUAUGCUGAUGGGAGCGCGCAUGGGAGGCGAGGCACUUCUUUGGGGGGUAAACUUAGAGAUGCUAUGGUCGCCCAAAAGGGUAAUGUAGCACGUAGCUUCACGUUUAAGGAGCUCGCCACGGCUACCCAGAAUUUUAAAGAGGCUAAUAUGAUUGGGGAAGGUGGUUUUGGUUGCGUUUACAAGGGGCGAAUUGAAUCUGGCAUGGUGGUUGCUAUCAAACAGCUUAAUCAUGAAGGCCUUCAGGGGAAUCAGGAAUUUAUUGUGGAGGUUCUAAUGUUGAGUUUACUGCACCAUCCCAACCUUGUGAAUCUGAUUGGAUAUUGCACAGAUGGAGAUCAGAGACUCUUGGUUUACGAGUAUAUGCCAAUGGGCAGCUUAGAAAAUCAUCUUUUCGACCUGGAACCUGGCACAGAGCCCCUCAGUUGGAGCAGGAGAUUGAAGAUUGCAGUUGGUGCAGCUCGUGGUCUUCAAUACCUUCACUGUUCUGCAAAUCCACCCGUUAUUUACCGUGAUUUGAAAUCUUCAAACAUAUUGUUGGACAACGACUUCAAUUCGAAGCUAUCUGAUUUUGGGCUGGCUAAACUUGGGCCAGUUGGAGACAAAACCCAUGUUUCUACACGAGUGAUGGGGACCUACGGCUAUUGUGCUCCUGAAUAUGCCAUGAGCGGGAAGUUGACUUUGAAGUCUGAUAUCUACAGCUUCGGUGUGGUUCUGCUGGAGCUCAUUACGGGCCGCAAAGCUAUUGACUGCACUAAGAAGCCAGGGGAGCAAAACCUGGUUGUGUGGUCCCGUCCAUUCCUGAAAGACCGUAGAAAGUUUGUUCUAAUGGUUGAUCCACUACUUGAAGGGCGCAUCCCAGUUCGCUGUUUGCAUCAUGCGGUUGCAAUUGCAGCAAUGUGCCUUCAGGAGCAGCCGAGUUUCCGCCCAAUAAUUGGUGAUAUUGUUGUGGCUCUUGAAUACUUGUCCUCACAAGCUGAAAGUUCAGACGCUGCCAAUGGCUGGUCUGCCGGUCAGGGGGGUGCAUCCCCUUCUACCCAACAUGCUAAUCCCGACCCGAGAAAGAAAGAUUUAGUUAAUUAUUCUGCUGCCUUUUAACCUUAAACAUGUCAAGCUGCCUUGAAGUACAUGCUGCUAAUGCAAUUUACUUUUGGAGUUUAACCGGGGGCUUAGAGUUUGAAGGAAACCAACCUUAUUGAUGGAAGUUGACCAAAGCUUAAAGGUAAAUUACUAAGCUUGGAACUAUGUUUGCAAUAUAUACUGGCAAAUUGUCAAAUAUCCAGCAAAGAUGUUAAGUUGCUAACGUUAAAGAAUUUUGACCGACUUUGCUAUUCAAAUACAUUGGUCUGGUAGUCAGUAAGAAGGAAUAGCUACUUUUUCAAGCUGCUGGCAUUAUCAUGGAAAUUCUUUUCCGUACCAUGCUAACUGCCCUGAUUCUCAGAUAGCGCCAAUAAAAUGUAAUUUCUGUACGUACCUUGUUUGUUCUAACCGUUUCUUGUUAUGCUUUUACCUCGACGGUGGUUGAGCUUUCCAAUGAUGUGGCAUUACUUCCUGUGUAGCUGCAAGUUUGGGAACACUGAUUGGUUUUCUUCUCUAGACUAAUUGUUUUUAGUGCAACGCAAGUUGUACUCAGAAUUUUCAAGUUCUACUUGUUUUGAGGAGAUUGUGUUGAUUUGAUAUUUAUCACUAAUUGCAGGUUACUGCUGGAAUGUUCAUUCUGGUUCUGCUGUUGUUUCCUGCCUACUGCUGCCUGCCCUCCUCUCCUGACAAGACUCAAGAAAGAAAAUUAAAAAUAUAUAUAUAAUAUAUGUAGGACUUCCAUCGUAUAUAUGCAGAGAUAGGGAUUUUUAAUUUUUGUUACGAUUUUUUUUUGGGGGUGAGGGGUGGUGCUUCAAUGAAGAGGAAAGCUGGUUUUUGUAGCGGCAAGCAAGGGUCAUCUGUGCUUGUUUGUUUUGCUUGCCAUUAGAAGAAGAAGAAGAAGAAGAAAUGAAGAAAGUGAAUGUCUUGUGUAAUGAGUAAAUUAUUAUAUGGAAAAAAGACGAUGACAUUGAUUGUUUUUUGUGAAAUCAUAUAGAAGACUGUACAGUAGUUUUGAGAUGAAUCUACAAAAAAAAGGUCUGAGCUCAAAACAUGAAAAUGAGGAUAAGGUUAUUAGCAAAAGACUUUACACCCCACUCCUCAAGGCCAAGCAAAGUCUUACAUGGCGAUGGUUUCUAUUGCUCCAAGGUUGCACAUCAUCAGAUAGACCCAAGUCAACUGAUUGCAAUGUCGGGGAACCUUAUAUCACUCGAUACAUGGAAAUCAUAAGAGUCGGAACUUCAGGUGACUGGAGAGUUGAUCACAAUGUCUAAAAUUGCGCCGAGUAACUGUUGAUUUUUUUUCAUUUCACUCAAUCAUUUUGGAACGAAAGGAGUCACGGUAAGACAUUGACGGGGUCUUUAGGAUGGGGCAAUGAGUUCUAGUGUGAGUUGCAUAAAG
This is a messenger RNA of Oldenlandia corymbosa var. corymbosa, 3530 nucleotides long. The record is from the annotation of a GenBank genome assembly. Lineage: Eukaryota; Viridiplantae; Streptophyta; Magnoliopsida; Gentianales; Rubiaceae.